Molecule: messenger RNA, 1932 nt
Organism: Suillus paluster
Lineage: Eukaryota; Fungi; Basidiomycota; Agaricomycetes; Boletales; Suillaceae
Exons: 12
Coding region: 1-1932 (643 amino acids)
Biological process (GO): protein peptidyl-prolyl isomerization
Molecular function (GO): protein binding; peptidyl-prolyl cis-trans isomerase activity
Source: RefSeq, a predicted model, not a curated record
AUGUCUGACGCAGAGCAGGAUACAACCGUGCUUGGCAAGCGUGGCAGACACUUGGACGAUGAUCCAGAAUGUCGUGUCCAGAAUGACGAGGAUGGUCCUACGCCAGCCGUCGACGCAGACAUGAACCAGGAUGACAGUGAUGAUGAUGUUGGUCCUAUGCCUCUGCCUGCUGGCGCCAAUGGUGGAUUCAAGAGGAAACGCAGGGUUGUGCCUCACGAGAAACUGUACCUGGACCACCUCCCGGAUGCGGAACAGUACUAUAAAAGCUACAUGCACCGCGACUCCCUCAGCUUCGUUGUUGUCACGAAGACGGACUUUAUCAUCACUACAUCUGUUGAUGGUCAUCUAAAAUUCUGGAAGAAGCAGGACGAGGGCAUCGAGUUUGUGAAGCAUUUCCGUGCACACACGAGCCCUAUAACUGGGGUCUCAGCAAGUGCAGAUGGACAACUGUUUGCGAGUAUCUCGGAAGAUGGGUCAGCGAAAGUGUUCGACGUGCUCAAUUUUGAUAUGAUAAACAUGUUGAAGCUCGGGUUCACCCCUCAUGCGUGUUGUUGGGUACAUAGACGGGGACAAGCCCAAGGCUUGCUGGCUAUCUCAGAGCAAGGGACGGGUACCAUACGACUUUAUGAUGGUCGCGGUAAUGACAAGCCACUACUAACAAUCGAGAAACUUCAUCGUUUCCCGGUGCAUUUGAUGACGUACAGUGACCGCUAUGAUACCGUGAUAUCUGGUGAUGAAAACGGUUUCGUCGAGUACUGGCAACCGUUUGAACCUUUCGAGCCACCGAAAAAUAUACCUGGCAUGUGGUCAUUGAAGUCUUCUACAGACCUGUACGAGUUUAAAAAGACAAAAUCAGUCCCUGCUUGCAUAACGCUUUCACCGGAUUCCUCUUCCUUUGUUACGUUUUCUCUUCCAGAUCGCCAAAUUCGCAUAUUUUCCUUCCUAAAAGGCAAACUUACUCGAAAGUACGAUGAGUCAUUAACGGCAAUCCAGGAAAUGCAACAGGCCAGUACAUCGGUCCACCGCGUAGAGGACAUGGAGUUUGGUAGGCGGCUAGCAGUGGAAAGGGAACUCGAGAUGCCCGGUCCUGAUGGACGGAUUCCUGCAAUGUCGACUAAUGCAGUGUGGGACGAAAGCGGCGCAUUUGUCUUGUAUCCGACGUUACUUGGAAUCAAAGUGGUCAACACAGUGACGAACCGUGUCGCGCGGCUGCUGGGAAAGGAUGAAUCAGUCCGAUGGAUGAACCUUGCAUUGUAUCAGGGAGCGCCUGGGAAGAAGGGGCUAGCGCCUGCCAUGACAGCGUCUGCGAAUCCCAUGCUGGCUAAUAAGGGUAUUCGAGACCCGACCCUCUUUUGUACGGGGUAUAAACGCCAGCGCUUCUAUCUCUUCACCCGCUUCGAACCAGAAGACAGUAAAAUACACGACCGAGACGUCUUUAAUGAACGACCGACGCGUGAAGAACAGUCCAUUGCCUCCGCGACCGCCCUUACCAAAUCGGGGCCAUCACCUUUGGCUUCAUCCGCAGGUGAUUCACACAUCCAUGGGGGACAUACAUAUGCGCCUAUUUCCCCAACAAUCUCCCAGGGCCGUGGAGAAUUUCUCAUUCCGAAGUUUAUGAUCCAGACUGGAGAUCCAUUGGGCGAUGGCACUGGGGGCACGUCAAUUUGGGACAGGGAAUUCGAAGACGAGUUUUCCACAGAUUUGAAACAUGAUCGGCCAUAUACCGUCAGCAUGGCAAACGCAGGUCCCAAUACAAACGGCUCGCAGUUCUUCAUCACCACGACAGCAACCCCAUGGUUAGACAAGAAACACACGAUCUUCGGACGCGUUUUCUCCGGAUUAGAGGUCGUCCAUAACAUCGAAAACGUGAAGACGAAUAAGAUGGACAAGCCAUUCGAAGACAUCAAGAUUGUCAACAUUGAUGUCGAUUAA